Anastrepha ludens (Mexican fruit fly) is the source of this 3671-nucleotide messenger RNA. Its product is annotated as growth hormone-regulated TBC protein 1-A. The coding region runs from base 858 to 1856 and encodes 332 amino acids. The transcript has 7 exons. The record is from RefSeq and is a predicted model, not a curated record. NCBI's taxonomy places the organism in Eukaryota, Metazoa, Arthropoda, Insecta, Diptera, Tephritidae.
UACUUUUGUUGUGUGCUCGCUGCGAAAAGUUGGUUGUGGGAAGCGCGCGUAUGUUUGUUAUAGCAGGUGACAGAAGCAGCAAAUAAGAAAGAAGUUACUGCACGAUCUUGUGUAUUAAAAAAUAAAAUUUAUUUGAUGGAUGCAAAAUAUAGUUUAUCAAUCUAAAGCAGAGUAUUUUUUAAUUGCAAAAUAUUGGCGAUAAAGCAGUGUGUUGUGAGUGUGAAACAUUGUGAAUGGAAUGGGAAUACGAAGCAAUUUUUGUUAAGUGCUAAUGUAUAGAGGAUUAAGAGUCGACACAAGUCUUAAAAUUUUUGUGUCACUUAUUGCAUUUUUAUAGACACCUUCAACGAAGCUCUAUAAAGGAACCUCGACUCUAGCCUACUCCCCAAUAACCACUUACAAUAAGAGCAUAAUAUGUUACAACGUUGAUACAACACACGCCCCCAUUUCAGCUAGACGAGGUCAUAGGAGGCAGAGGCGUUGACGUCUAUGUCAGCGUCUGCGUUAACACCAAUGGUGUAAAAAACUAAAUAUACUCGUAAAUACAUAUCUACCAGCUAUUCGUUUCCCUUGAACGGAUUAUGGAGCUAAAGUGGCAUUAAUUACCUCAACGUUGCAAUUAUGUUACAAGUCUGCAUAGGAAAUUUUACAGGAAGUGUAUAAAGUGUUAAGAGUGAAUAACCAUUAAAACAAAUGCCGGUAACAUGUGCGGCAAGGUGUAACAAAAUAGAAGAAACCAACGUAGUAUUUAUUGGAAAGAAAGUUUUAGCGUGUCAAGUCGGAAAUCAAAUUUUCCGUUCACCCCGGCUGUUUUUAUCAACAAUUUGGAACCAGUGUGUCUAAUAAGGGCAGUUUCUAUGGAUGUAGCGGCCAGUAGCAACUCAAGAUUCAGCGAUGUUGACGAAUAUGGCUUUAAACGCUCGGAUAAUUUCGAUUACAAGAAUUAUGAGCAAUUCAUGUCCGGUUACCUGAAGACACUCACGAAGCGUCGUAUGAAAUGGGAAGCCAUCUUGCAACGUAAUUCCGAUCUCACUAUAGUCGAUAACAAAUUAAAACGGUACAUACGAAAGGGCAUACCAGGCCCAUUUCGUCCUGAUGUUUGGAUGAAAAUUUCCGGUGCCUCCAAACUGCAACAGCGCUCGCCUACGCUUUAUCGUAAUUUGUUGAGCGCGCAUUACGAGAAAGAAAUCUGCGAUUCCAUAACAAUUGAUCUACCUCGUACAUUUCCUGACAAUAUUCACUUUGAUACGAAAAAGGAGCGUCUCUUCAAUAUAUUGGUUGCGUAUGCGCAUCAUAAUCGCGAAGUGGGCUACUGCCAGGGCUUGAAUUAUAUUGCGGGUCUGCUGUUGAUUGUCACAGACGAUGAAGAGAAAUCGUUUUGGUUAUUGAAGCAUAUUGUCGAGAGCAUUGUGCCGCAGUAUCAUACAAAAAAUAUGGCGAACUUACUAAGGGACUUGGCAGUAUUCAAGGAGAUGAUUAUCCGACGAGCGCCGCAAGUUAAUCGACACAUAGAAAAUUUAGGCUUACCAUAUGCUGUGAUAGCGAGCAAAUGGUUCAUUUGCAUAUUCGCUGAGGUGCUUCCUGUAGAAACAGUGCUGCGUAUUUGGGACUGCGUGUUUGCGGAGGGUUAUAAGAUUGUCUUUCGCGUGGCAUUAGCAUUAUUCCUAACACACAAAACAGCAAUACUCCGCUGCGAUGAUAUCGCUGCAUUAGCGAAUUUAUUUCGUGAAAACAUGAUGCAGGAUGACAUUGUUACCAACUGCCAUAGUUUUAUAGAAGCCAUGUUCAAGAUACGUUUGAAACGCAGUGAACUGGAGGCAUUACGCAAAGUGUGCGUAGGGCGCAACAAUACUUAAGCAGUAACUGAAAUUUGCAAACAUAAAAAUUAUGUGCCGAGAAUAUGUAGAACAAAAGCAAAACUCCUAUCAAAUAUGUAGUAUGUAUGUAUUACUUGCGGCUUAAGUUACUUAAAAAAAAAACACAUAAUGAAUAACUAGAGAAAACACACAACUACCUAAUACACAUGCAUAUGAAUGUACAAUAAACAUGAGCUAAUUAUAGGAAAAUAGGAGUACGACAGACUUAAAUACAUAGUUAGCAAUACUAAAUGUUAGGAACUAGCGAGUGUUUCAUAUAGUAGUUUAGAAGAAGUGCAUAGCGGCCACAAAGGAACGAAAUUGCUUUCAAAAAAAAAAAAAAAGCAAAGAAGAAGAUAAACGCAAAGAAAUAAUUACAAUAAUACAAGUUAUACACAUACAUACAUGUAAACAUAAGAAGACACAAAAGCAUUAAAAGCAACAGAACUACCAAAAUAAUACUAUACAAAGUAGAAUAAGUUAUAAAUGUAUACAUACUUGUAGGAUUUAUUAUUAUAAUUAGUAAAUAUAAUACUUAGCAGACUGGCGCAUACAUCAUGAAAAGUUGUUUAUGCCGAGCUUUUCUUCCAAUUCGUAGCGUUUCUUAAUUGUUCCAUAAAUGGAGGGACCUACAGUUUACUGCCACCUCCGAAUAAAAGAUGAAUUUUUGUGAGUAGCUUUUUCGUGACAGAAAUGCAUUCGCUGGUUUGCCUGUAUCUACCAAUGCGUGACCACUGCUAGAAAAAGCUAUAUGAUGCUCAAAGUGCGAAGUGGGGCUCGAACCCAGCACUUGGUGCCUGCCCGUGGCGAACAAAUACACUAGAUCACGCGUCUGCCGUGGCAUAAAAUGUUUGUAUUUUUAUGUAUGCAUGUGUUUUAAGCUAAGAUGCGCGUGUGAAGUAACAAAUAGUUGAUAAUUUCGCUGUUUUCGUUUAUUUAGUAAGAACUAUAGCAAAGUUUUUUACAACCAAUUAAAUUAUUCUUCAUGCUUAAAUUAUUGUUAAGUAGCUUAAUUGUUAGUUUUCAUUCACGCUGAUUACCGGUAUUUUAUAUACUAAAUGUUUUGUCCUCAAACGGAAUACAACUAAUUUCGUUGGUUAAAUGUAUUUGAAGUACUCGUACUGAUAGUAUUUUUGAAUGUAUUGUAUAUUGUGUACUUUGUAAGCAAGCGCAGGAAAAAGUUAUUGUGGAAUUUCGUGAUUGAUUCAAAGUUAGUUUUGUACAAAGUGUGCUAAGUAUUGACUGCUCAAGACAGCUCAAAAAAUUAGGGCCUUAGCCUUGAUGAGGCAUAAAUUGAUUUUCCAACAGUGCCAAAUACGACUAUAUUUGGGCCAAAAAAUUGUUAGAGUUUUGCCCGCUGAGAAAGCGCCUGUGCCCAAAGAAGUCAUUUUGACAGCUUUUUAAUUUCAGUUAGAACAACAAUCAUGCAUAUAAUAACACAAUGUGGAUUUUUGUGUAACAUAUACAUGUACAGUGCACUCGCGGUAACUCGAAUAGCCGCUAAGUCGAACGACGUGCUAACUCGAACACAUUUUUUCCCCUAUUGACUUCUUUGUAACUCGAACAAUAAAAAAGCGCUAUAACUCGAACAAAAAAACAAAUUUAUUUGUACACACAUUCUUUUCAAACAUGUACAAUUUGGACAUAGAUACAUAUGUAAUAGUAUAUGUAUGUAAAUUAUAUGUAUACUAGUGUAUUGUCCAUAUGAAUAUUUCGGCGUUAAUAUCCCGUUAGUUUUCUGGGAACAACAUCUUGCAUUGACCAAAUUGCUUUAAAUUUGUCAUUUGUAGUAUAUCAGUGCACGUGAGUAAUGGA